Messenger RNA from Protomyces lactucae-debilis, 3507 nucleotides. RefSeq lists its product as uncharacterized. The coding region runs from base 20 to 3292 and encodes 1090 amino acids. The record is from RefSeq and is a predicted model, not a curated record. NCBI's taxonomy places the organism in Eukaryota, Fungi, Ascomycota, Taphrinomycetes, Taphrinales, Protomycetaceae. The transcript is spliced from 3 exons.
CCAUCACAAUCCAACAUCAAUGCAGUCCCUCAGGGCACGAGAGCUGACUUUCGACCAGGGCUGGUCACAUGCAUGCCUGCAACCCUCCAUUCUAGCAGAGGCCGGGUUCCACUUUACACCACUCAACCCAGGCGACGACACAACCACCUGUUUUGCCUGUGAGAAAUCGCUCGGCGGGUGGGAAGCAGGCGAUGAUCCACUACUUGAACAUGUUAAGCACAGCAGUGCGUGUUGGUGGGCAUUACUUAUGAUGCAACAACGCACACCGACUUUAGCACCACAAGGUCCACAAAUGACGGCUGCGCGUGAAGCGUCUUUUAUGGGAUGGCCGUAUGAGAAGAAACGGGGAUGGCUUAUCAAAGCAAAGAAGAUGGCCAAAGCAGGCUGGCACUAUGCACCGUCAGAAGAGAGCCAAGAUGCAGUCGCGUGUUUAUACUGUUCUACGGAACUAGAUGGAUGGGAACCAAAAGAUGAUCCACUCAAGGAACAUGAAAAGCGCGCUCGAGACUUACAGUGCGCCUUUUUCACGGGUCUCGUUGACACGGCUGCUGUCGUCCAAGAUACGGCAGCUGUUAAAGGACCUGUCGUUGCAGACAAAGUGUCAACGACGCGACGCGGUCGUAACAACUCGGUGACGACGAUCCAGUCAGACACAACAGACGUCUCUACCAUUGCUUCCAUCGCAAUCGCCGAAGCAUCCGUCAAGCGACAAAAGGGCGGAAAGCGCAAACUCCUCAAGAGUAAAACAAGACUAGACCAAGACAUCGUCCCUGAGCCAGUGAUUGAAGUGGAUGACGAGGCUGUCAGUGCUGCUGCCAAGGCGGCCAUACCUAUCGUCUUACAAUCUGCUCGCAAGAAACGAAAAAGUGAUGUUGCCUUUUUGUCGUCAGAUAAAGCAGCAGUCAAUGGUGAUGCGGAAACGCAUUCACCGUCAGCAAAACGACAAUGCAACCAAGCGGGCCCGGUGAGACGAUCAAGGCGAAGCGGAAGUACGUCAGGCUUGUCAUUGUUUGCACAAGCGCUUCUAUCACCGGAACCGGAGUUGUCCGUUGUUUCUCAACCUUCGUCGACUAGGAAACGCGCUGUUCGCUCGAGCUCCAAGACGCGUGGUCGUACGGGACGCAAGGCACUGGAAGAUUUGGAGGAGGACGUUGCCGGCCCCAUCAUCGUCGAUGCAAUUGAAGAGCAUGUUGAAGAAGAACCAGUCAUGGCGAAAUCACAAGGCAAGAAGAAGAAGAAGAUCAUCGAAGAAGAUGCUUUUAAUCCUGUCCUGGCAGAAGUGGCACCUUUGAAGCCGGCUACGAGCUUGCCUGAGCGACGACGCUCGACAAGGAGAAGCUCCGUCAAUGCUACUCAGCAGGCGAGUAUCUCGAUCAAACAAGAAACAUCCUUUUCUGCAGCAACCCUGCCAGCACUCGAGGAAGAAGCAGUCCAAUCCCCCAAAAAGUCUCAGCAGACUCAACGCCGUCAAUCAAGAUCGUCGACGCGCCAAUCCUUGACUGCUGAACCCGUCGCUUCUCUUACUUCUCUAGGACCAUCCAAGCGAUCUAGUAGUGCACAACGACGCUCUUCUACGCGACGCGGAUCUGGUGCGACGAUGGGCAGUUUGUUCCUCGAAGACAUCCUUUCCUCAACGCGUCACGGUGGAUUCAGCUCCCAACCCAUUGCCCAGCCGGUCGUCUUGGAGGAAGAAAAAGAAGUCGGAGACAUGAGUGAGAUGCCCCUUGCUCCGUCCAGAUUGACUACGAAACCUGCACGAAAACGUACGUCUCGCAUGGUUGCAUCGUCUGUGGUACUACAAGAGGAAGACCUCGAUAGCGGCAACAGCAGUUUCGCAAGUGCCUACUCAUCAUUGAGCACUCAGCCUGCUUUCGUCGACCAGACGAGUGCUCCGCCAGCAGCAGCCAAACGGCGUCCGUCACGCGGUGCCUCUCAAGUUGCCAAGAAGAUCAUUGAGCAACUUUCGGAUGAGGAGGAGGAGAGGAAGAAGCCUGUUCAGACUGCCGUUGAGCGUGUUCGACGACGUGCUUCUCGCGCCUCUUCAACAGUCCCGCAAGUCUUUGUCGAUGCAAGUUCUCAAUUCCCACCACAAGAGACUGUUCCUACUGCAUCCGAGACGGUCAUUGAAGUCAUUGCUGAAGAAUGUGAAGACGUUGUUGCGAAAAAGGCUCCGGUUGCACGAAAAGUCAAGGGCGCUGCAAAAGUCAAAGUGCCGAAGAAACGUUCCUCUGUGCCGACUGCUCCAUUGCAGGUCGUUGAAGCGGAUGCAAUCCGCGAGCCUGCGGAUCCUGUGUCUCUGCCUAGUCUCGCGGAGGCAGAGCUGGAGCCAUUGGCCGUGACCUCACCAGCGCCAGUCAUCCCAGAGACUAUCUCUCCAACGCAUCCUCUAUCACAACUUGCACAGUCAAAUGUCAAGAUUGUAUAUGGUACGCCUGAACCGGGAAGUAGCCUGCCCUCUGAAGAAGUCAUCUUACCAGCCAAACAACCCGCCAAGCGUCGUAAAGGCCGCGUCAUCCAAUCACUUUCAACAACAGAGGAAGUUGGUUUACCCCUGCAAGAACCCGUUGAUGAAAUCAUACCAGCGCCUGUCUGUGCACCCAAAACAAAACGCGGAUCAGGCAUUAGUAAAGGAGCACCGAUUGUUCGACGGACUUCGUCGAGGCGUGGAUCAAGCAAUGCGGGUGGUACUACGCUUGAAGAGAUUGUCGGUGCUGUCAUGUUGGAUUCGAAGGGUAAGUCACGCUUACAACGGAUCAAGAAGAAGCCUGUUGUUGCUGAGCCUGUGAUGCUGGAGGAAGUUGUGCCGGAAGAGUUGGAAGCCAGGCAGCCUGACAAGGAAGAAGCCUCGCUCGCGGUACUCGUGCCGGACGUUGAAGCGACUGCGACCACUGAACCCGCUGAGGAGGUUGUCAAGGAAGUCUCACCAGUUUGCGAAGAUAUUGCGUUAUCCUCCGUCGCAGCAGACAUCAUCAUGGAGGAAGAAGAGGAACAGGAGGUGCCCACGACCCCUGUCAAGCCAACGCCUACCAUGAUCCAAGGCACACCCAUUCAACCCAGUGCAUGGACAGAUAUUCCACGCGAUCUCUACGACGCAUCCACCAUGCUACAACCUGAACAGAUCUGUCAACUUGGCGACUUAUCUGCCACGGAACGCGACAUGACGGUCGAGCACUGGAUUCGAUUCAUUGCUAGACGUGAAGCGGAUAAAUUGACGGAUGCAUGUGAAGCGAUGGUGACUCGUCUUGCUGAGGGUGGCAGGCUUGCUCGACUUGCGAUUGAAGCCAUGCCGUAGGUAGUAGGCUAUGUCGCCCAGAUAUCCUAGCAGUCUAGUAGCAGAUGAGUACCCUUGUACGCCAUCUGAAGCUACAUUGCGUCUUCGAUGAUGUCACAGCAGCCAAAGUACAAGAAGCCAGAACGGGGGAGAAGCGACUUGCUCCAGAACAAAGAAGAAACAUGAGUUACACCGAGAAGAGUAUCGUUCAGCUAUAUAGAAACAACAAGCUAACA